Dentiscutata heterogama is the source of this 245-nucleotide messenger RNA. The record is from the annotation of a GenBank genome assembly. NCBI's taxonomy places the organism in Eukaryota, Fungi, Glomeromycota, Glomeromycetes, Diversisporales, Gigasporaceae.
CUGAUGAUGAAGAGAAUAGUCAGAUACCAAAUCCUUAUAGCAAAAGCCGUAAUUUUAUGAAGGAAUUUAAAAAAAUUCAAGAUAAUAGACCUAAUAAUAUUUGCCCAAUUGCUUCUAAUCAGGAAAACCUUUGCGAUAUUUCAAAAAACUUUGAAGCAGAGAAUGAUAUAUUUUUUGAAUUAAAAGAUGAGAAUAAUAUGAGCUUUAAAGUUGCAAAUGAUAAAGAAUUUAUCAAAAUUUUUUAA